AAUAUCAACACAAACUCAUACCAAGGCAAAGAAAUCAUAUAUUUACAAAGUCAAACAUAAGUAACUCAAACACAAAAGUAUAUUUACACACAGACAUUUCAAAUAGAAGUUUAUUUACACAGACAUAAGUAAAUUUAGAACAUUUUGAACACAGACAAGAUUAUAUACAGUUCACAAACACACAGACAACAUUAUACACUACACAAAUACAGAGAAUUGUCUGUGAAGAACAAAGAUAUUUUUAAGUUCAAAGCCAAUGAAAUCAUCCACGUUGAGCCGCCGCUGCCGGUUCUCCGUCAACUUCAGCCGCCGCCGCUGCCGGUUCUCCGUCAACUUCAGUCGCCGCCGCCGGUUCUCCGUCAACUUCAGCCGCCGCCGGUUCUCCGUCAACUUCAGCCGCCGCCGGUUCUCCGUCAACUUCAGCCGCCGCCGCCGCCGUUUCUCCGUCAACUUCAGCCGCCGCCGCCAGUUCUUUGUCAAACUUCAGCCACCAAAAUCCAUUGAUUUCAUUUAUUUGAAUCCUAACUAUUAUGUGUUGAGGUUUGCUGCGGGUAGAAGAAAGGACGGCUAGGAGGGAGUGGGGGAAGAGAUGGUGGGUUGUAUUUGCACGUAAGGGAGGGAGGGGUAAAAAGAUGGUAAUUUUUUGACCUAUUUAUAGCGUGUAGGUGUGUGUAUGACUUUUGUGUACCCCAAGCCCAAUUGAAAACAGUAUCCAUGAGGCAUAAGCUGCCAUCUGAUCUCUCCGUAUAAAAAUUCAACAUUCCAUUUCAUUUUCUCCGAGUAAACACCCAAUUUGACUUCUUUUUCUGCAACCCAACCCUCUCCAUCAUCCAUAAAUCGAAAGCAAUGGCCAAUUCGUCGCCGGCGGUUCUCCCGCUUUCCACCGCGCCACCCGCCACCGCCUCUGAACCCGCAAUUGCGCCCACCUCUGCUUUCCGUGCCUUCUUGAACAACAUUUCCGAAACCGUUCGCAAAGGGCUAUCGACCCGCCGCCCGUGGGCGGAGCUCGUGGAUCGCUCCGCCUUGUCGAAGCCGGACUCCUUCUCGGACGCGACUCUCCGCAUCCGCAAGAACUACGCGUAUUUCAGGACCAAUUACCUCGCCCUCAUCGCCGCCGUCCUCGGAAUAUCUCUCGUCACCCACCCGCUCUCCCUCGUCUUCCUCGCCGCCCUGCUCGCGGCGUGGCUCUUCCUGUACCUCUUCCGCCCCUCCGAUCAGCCUCUGGUCCUCUUCGGCCGCCAAUUCUCCGACAGGGAAACCCUGGGCGGCCUGAUCCUCUCCACCGUCGUCGUGAUUUUCCUCACCAGCGUCGGGUCGGUUCUCGUCUCCGCCCUGAUGGUGGGCGUCGCAAUUGUCUGCAUCCACGCCGCUUUCCGUGACCCGGAAGAUCUGUUUCUCGACGAGCAAGAUGCUCCGGCCGUCGGGUUCCUUUCUUUCUUGACCGCCGGCGCCCCGUCAAAUGGGUCAGCUCCCGGCGUUGCACCUCGGAUUUGAGCGGCUCUUCCGUGAACCGGAAAUUGCGACGCCGGCGUCUGUUUGCGGCGAUUCCUUUCAUCAAAUUCAUGUAAAAAUUACAGCUUCAUCAGGUGGACAAUUACUAAUUGCUGUAGAGUAGACCAAUUUUAAUUCAUUAUUAUAGACUUAUAGUUGUACAGGCUUAUGUAUACUGCAAAUUAUACUUUGCAUUCGGAUGGAUUCUUACGUGCAGAAUUUUUUGUAUUUUUUUGUUUAUAAUUGCUCAUUGCGAGUUUGCAAAUUGCAACUAAAGAUUUUUUACUUAUGGAUGUUGAUGUGUUAUUUGUUUGA
This is a messenger RNA of Cuscuta epithymum, 1806 nucleotides long. The record is from the annotation of a GenBank genome assembly. Lineage: Eukaryota; Viridiplantae; Streptophyta; Magnoliopsida; Solanales; Convolvulaceae.